AUGAGUAAGAAUCAACUGGACGACGAUGAAUCACAACCAAGAACGCCGACAAGUGAAGAAAGAGAAGCAGAUGAACAACAAGAGGGAACGAUCAAGUAUAUAUCCGAAGGAGCCUGGCUUUCCAAAAUGAUUAUCACCUAUUCUUUAAAUGGUGAAGAAAGCGAAGCAAUAGAGAGUGCCAGUAAUUCCAUAGUUAAAAUUCCGGCAGGCGCAACCCAAAUUGAAGUCAAAUUUAAAGUUUCCCGUCCAUCGUGGGGUGAUAUCAUGAAGUAUGAUCGUUUUAAAAAGACCUGGUGCCAACCUUGUGAGCCGCACGUCUUCCGCUACGAGAAACCACCAAUUCGUACGUUCACUGUCAGUGGUGGUCUAUGGUGGGAAGCAGUUAUGAGAGUCAGUGAUGAAUAUCACGAGGAAACCGGCGAAAUGAGUUAG
Paramuricea clavata is the source of this 432-nucleotide messenger RNA. The record is from the annotation of a GenBank genome assembly. Lineage: Eukaryota; Metazoa; Cnidaria; Anthozoa; Malacalcyonacea; Plexauridae.